This is a messenger RNA of Cynoglossus semilaevis (tongue sole), 946 nucleotides long. It is a transcript of the gene hsd17b8, whose product is annotated as hydroxysteroid (17-beta) dehydrogenase 8. Gene Ontology annotation, molecular function: oxidoreductase activity, acting on the CH-OH group of donors, NAD or NADP as acceptor; quinone binding. The transcript has 9 exons. Bases 72 to 842 code for a protein of 256 amino acids. NCBI's taxonomy places the organism in Eukaryota, Metazoa, Chordata, Actinopteri, Pleuronectiformes, Cynoglossidae. The record is from RefSeq and is a predicted model, not a curated record. Gene Ontology annotation, biological process: fatty acid biosynthetic process.
UACAUUUCUGGUGACUUUGCGCCACUAAGUGGACAAACCUGGGACUGACACCAACUCUGACAGAAACCAACAUGGCUGCGCCCACCAGACUGAUGUCACGGCUCACGUUAGUCACCGGAGGAGGCAGCGGGAUUGGACGGGCCGUGUGUCAGCGGUUUGCCUCUGAGGGCGCCUCGGUGGUGGUCGCUGACAUCAAUGAGGAGUCAGCCAAUGAGACGCUGGGAAGUCUUCAGCGUGACCUAAGAGGUCAAGGUCACAUGACAGCAGUGGUGGACGUUACUUCAAAGGAGAGUGUGACGAAGCUGAUCACCAGUAUACAGAGUCGCUACUUCCAGCCCCCGUCAGUGUGCGUCAACGCCGCGGGCAUCACGCAGGACGACUUCCUGCUCAACAUGUCGGAGGAGCAGUUCGACACAGUGGUCAGGGUCAACCUGAAGGGUUCCUUCCUGGUCACUCAGGCCGUGGCUCAAGCUCUGGUGUCCUGUGGCUCAAACAAAGGCUCCAUCAUCACCGUGGGCAGCAUCGUAGGAAAGGUGGGAAACCUGGGGCAGGUGAACUACGCCUCCUCCAAGGCUGGAGUCCAAGGUCUGAGCAGAACCGCAGCCAAGGAGCUGAGCAGGUUUGGGAUCCGCUGUAACUGCGUUCUGCCGGGAUUCAUAACGACUCCGAUGACGGACAAAGUUCCAGAGAAAGUUCUGACCAAGAUGCAGAGCCUGGUACCGAUGGGAAGAAUGGGUCGUCCUGCAGAGGUCGCCGACGUCUGUGCCUUUCUGGCCUCAGAUGACUCUGGUUACGUCACAGGAGCGAGCAUCGAAGUCACAGGUGGACUCUUCAUGGGCUGAUCUACCAAGGCAUGUUUUGGGUGAUUUUUCAAAUAGUCAAACGAAAUUCUUUUUGGAGUUUAAAACACAAAAUAUUCACCUGGCAGCAUGUUUUAGGACCUAGU